UUCUCACAAAACUUCUUGCAUCUAAUCUCUGUAGCCUAGUCGCUUCCAAGCAGCAUCGAAAUUUUUGGCGGGUAUUCAUGCACAUGGUUGCGGCAUAGAUUCUGGAAACUUACGGGCGGCCGGUGUUCUAUUGACUCGUGUUGUAGUUAUUUCUGACGUCGGACAAUGAGGCCCUUUUGUGGCAUUAAGAACAAAAGCGAAAUCCAGGUGGCACCCUCUGCUUCUACGACCGCCAUGAUAACUCCAUCUGCUGCCUCUGUCUAACGUUCACGUCCACUCACGCCCACAUUCUUUGAAACUUGGCUGGCCCAGUACUCUUGAUACCCAUGGACUAUUCUCCUGCUUUUCUGAAAAUUAGAGCUAUCGGGCUUGGCCUGAUCUUAUUCCUUAGCUUGCUAGCCGUCAUACUUUUCUGCAUCCAAAUCUUCGUGCAAUGGGAUACGACAGUCUCUUCGGAACGCUAUAUGAUCAUUCUAAUGCUCUUGACACAUACUGUUACUGCAAUCAUGCUUCCGAUCCUAAUACUGGUGUCGUUUAGGCCGUGGCUUGAUGCCAUCCGAUUUUUGUUUCUUCUAGUCAUCCAUAUCAGUACUGAUACCACAUUCACUUACUGGUUUCCUCGUUACGCCUGUCCUGCGAAUGCUACGCAAAGGAAACAAUGCAGACUGUUCAAUAUAUACAUCCUUGUAUUGAGUUGGAUCGUCACGGCACACUUGAUCAUCUAUGUUAUCGGCCUUAGCGUGUUUGUAUAUCGCACUCGAGCGUCGGCAGACAAUCUUUCUGGGGCUGAAAUGAUUGACGAGGAAGCCCGUCGUGAUUCGACGACACAUUCGAUGUCAGAAUCCCGCCUCCAAUCGUCAACAACCACCAAGGGACCUCCAGGAGGUACACCGGCCCUGGUCCUCAAGUACGAUGUAUCCCAGAGGAGUCCGGAUUUCAACCCAGAACAUGGCGGGGACAUCAGGGGAGGGGUACCGACCCAAGUCUUCGAGCAUCCAUGUUACGGCCUCGAGAGCGUCUUUCCUCAUUCCGGACCAAUUGUCGUCUUCGCAGCCAUCAAGGAUAUCUGGACAGGAUGUCCUUCCCCAUUGGCAUCUUCACGGCCCCCAAGGAUGCCACGGCCUAGCACGUACGGUGCAAAAGCACCAGGCCCCAGCGGAGUCCGUUCAUCUGUCUCCCCUACUGCAAUCUCUCAAGGUGCCAGUCGCAUUAGUUCGGUCCACCGGUCGCGACCGGUGAUAGCGGUGUGA
This is a messenger RNA of Guyanagaster necrorhizus, 1250 nucleotides long. RefSeq lists its product as uncharacterized. The record is from RefSeq and is a predicted model, not a curated record. NCBI's taxonomy places the organism in Eukaryota, Fungi, Basidiomycota, Agaricomycetes, Agaricales, Physalacriaceae. The transcript has 9 exons. Bases 327 to 1250 code for a protein of 307 amino acids.